AUGCCGAACGUCGCAAUGAACGGGAAAACCAGUAAUGCUAAAUAUAUUACAGCCGAGGAGGGAGGGACGCAAGUUAUUUUUGCUGGCAACCAGUGCGGGACCCAAAGGCGGCGGUCAGCGAUCCCUUGGCUGGACGGCUGGACUCGGCUGGAGCUGAUGCUGGCUCUGGUGUGUGUCUUCCUGGCUGUGGUGGUCAUCGCUCUCAUCAUCUUGCUGGCCUCGAGGGCGCCUCAAAAAGGGGAAAGUAACUCAGAGAAGCUCAGGCGACUUCCUCCUAAAUAUCCCUUAGACUGCCACAUACCCCAAGGGAUCAAUGUCAGCGACAUAUGUCUCACUGCCGGGUGUGUCACUGCAGCCUCCCGCCUGCUAACAUCAAUGGACUCCGCAGUCGACCCUUGUGACAACUUUUUCGACUUCGCCUGCGGAAACUGGAACAAGUUAAACAUCAUCCCCGCGGACAAGUCCUUCUUCAACACCUUUGCUAAACUGGGCGACGACAUCCAGGCUUUGCUGAAAAAUUUACUGGAAAAACCCAUCGAUCCACUUGACAUAGAGGCCACGGUGAAAGCAAAAAAGCUCUAUAUGUCUUGUAUGAAUGAAAGUCAGAUCGACAGUGAGGGUCUAGAACCGGUUAGGAAACUCCUGGCGGACCUGGGUACAUGGCCCAUCUUGCACGGGGAUGCCUGGGACCCAGACGGCUCUGUCAGUGUCCUUGACCUCAUCGUCAAGCUGACCCUCUACAAUAACAAAAUACUCAUCGACCAGUGGGUGUCUGCUGACGACAAGGACUCGGAGAUUAAUAUAAUUCAGCUGGACCAGGCGGACCUGGGCAUGCCCUCGCCCGAUUACUUCCUCCACGAGGACGCAGUGACCAAGCUGCCCGUAUACAAGAAGUACGCCUACGAUGUGGCCAUCAUGUUCGGCGCUGACCCCAAGGUGGCCCAGAAGGACGUCGACGACAUGGUCAAUUUUGAGAUUGAGCUGGCCAAGAUCACUAUUCCGAGAGAAGAACGGAGGGACAAUGAAAAGAUGUAUAAUAAAAUGACUAUCAAACAGUUUGCCGAGUUGGUUCCCGGGUUCGACUGGCUGGACUACCUGCAGAAGAUCUAUGGGACAGUGGGUAUCAACAUUACAGAGACGGAGAAGAUCGUUGUCUAUGCCCCAGCUUACUUUCAGAAGUUCGCCAAACUCUACCAGACUGUGCAGAAAAGGGUGAAAGCCAACUACCUCUUCUGGCGUAUCCUGAUGAACCGGGUCAACAACCUGCCCAGCCAGUACCGCAGCAUCAAGAAUGAGUUCUUGAAGGUGAUAUUUGGAUCGCAUGCGGAGCCGGCCAGGUGGUACGAGUGUGUGACGUUUGUUAACGAACACAUGGGAAAUGCCUUGGGGAGGCUGUUUGUGGAAGCUCAUUUCGAUGAGGGAUCUAGAGAAACGGCUCUUGAGAUGAUUCAUGACAUCCGAAACGCUUUCUACGAGAUCCUAAACGCCACGGACUGGAUGGACGAGAAGACCAAGAAAGUCGCCAAAGAGAAGGCGGAAGCCAUCUCAGAGAAGAUAGGAUACGCUGACUCCAUCUUGAACGACACGGCUCUCAAUGAAGAAUACCAAGGGGUGGAGUUCUACCCUGACAGAUAUUUUGAUAACGUCAUCAGUAACCUCAAACACACGGCCAUACUGAACUUGAAGAGACUAAAGGAACCAGUCGACCGAACAAAGUGGUCGACAACCCCAGCAGUAGUGAAUGCUUUCUACAGCUCCACAAAAAACCAAAUAAUGUUUCCUGCGGCAAUUUUACAACCACCAUUUUACAGUAAAGAUUAUCCCAAAAGCCUGAACUACGGCGGUAUUGGCAUGGUCAUAGGUCACGAGAUUACCCACGGAUUUGAUGACAGAGGUAGACAGUAUGACAAGAAUGGCAUUCUGGUGCAGUGGUGGGAUGAUGAGGUCAUCAAGAGGUUCAAG
Candidula unifasciata is the source of this 1962-nucleotide messenger RNA. The record is from the annotation of a GenBank genome assembly. Lineage: Eukaryota; Metazoa; Mollusca; Gastropoda; Stylommatophora; Geomitridae.